Messenger RNA from Fopius arisanus, 5398 nucleotides. RefSeq names its product zinc finger protein 845-like. Gene Ontology annotation, molecular function: zinc ion binding; RNA polymerase II cis-regulatory region sequence-specific DNA binding; DNA-binding transcription activator activity, RNA polymerase II-specific. Bases 213 to 4169 code for a protein of 1318 amino acids. Gene Ontology annotation, cellular component: nucleus. Lineage: Eukaryota; Metazoa; Arthropoda; Insecta; Hymenoptera; Braconidae. The transcript is spliced from 2 exons. Gene Ontology annotation, biological process: regulation of transcription by RNA polymerase II. The record is from RefSeq and is a predicted model, not a curated record.
GGGGGGCAAUCGCCCAAAACACGACGUGUGCUCAUUUUUUUUUGCUGUUGAAGUAAUUAAAAUAUUUAGGAGUGAAUUCGCUAGGGGAAUUGAAAUUUCAGUUACUUGAUUGUAUUUUAUUUGUAUGGUGUGGUGGUUGGUGGGUCCAGGGUGAGGAGUUCUUCGGAGGUGGUGGGUGGAACGGCCAGGCCCGUAUCCACUACAAACAAAACAUGGAUGCCGUGGAUAUCGAUACGCCGAAGCCGUCACAAGAUGAUGAGCCUGUUGAAUCCGUUGUGGGAAUAUGUCGGGUUUGUUUACACGGCAAUUUGAUGAUGAGAGAUCUCUUCGGGGAUGAUGAUGAUCUCUCUCUGUCCAGCAAGGCCAUGAAUUUUGCAAGUGUCAAGAUGAUGCCAGGGGAUGGUCUCCCGACUCAAGUCUGUUGUGACUGCGCUGAGAAGCUCGAAUCAGCGUUCGAGUUCAAACGCCAAGUAGAGCAGGCAGACAACAUCCUCCGAGAGCGUUACGACAACCUCACCAUCAAGGAAGAGCUCUUCUUCAAUGAGGUUGAAGUUCACCUGGAGAACGAUCGACACGAGGACGUGCCAGAGCUCGACGUGGACAGCCACUACGAUGAAGCACCAGAAACUCCAAACGUCUGCGACCCGGAGAAGUCCUCUCUCCUGAAAGACCACUUGGCCCUCCUGGAGGUGGAGAAAUUGGCUGAACAAGAGCAACACGUGCUCGAGCACUCGACAAUGAUCCAAGAGGACACACUUCCCGCUCAACUCACGCAUCACCCAAUUUCCGAAUCUCCCCUGAAGCAACCCCUUCUCCAACCCCAAGAGGACUACCUCCACGAGCCCUCCGAAACCUCCGGCCACCAAAUCCUCAUCACUCGUCACCACGACGACAACGUGAAGACAGAGAGUCUCAACCCUGGAGGAAUGACCAUCGACGAGCACAACUACAUGGUCCAGCAAGGCUACACCCUGACAAACGACCAGGAACUGAUGCAACAGGAUGCCGAUGACAAUGGCUCCCAGGAUUUCCCGACGUUGAUGCUGGAGGACGAGGAUCCAGAGGUUGUGGAAGCAGCCGAGGACGAGGCCAACGAGCAGGAACUUGACCAUGAGCAGGAUCAACAGCUUCGUCAAGCCCUGCAUCAACGUCAAAAUUCCCUCAACCCUAAACCACUAGAGCCUGAAUCCUUAGAAGUCCUGGAAACUGAGAUCUCGCCCUCGAAUUCCAAACGAUUGCGUAAAGACUCAGAUCAAAAUUCCUCGGAAGACAAUUACUUUGAGAAUCUCAACUUGAGCAGCAGAUUGAAGCAGUUCGAGGAAGAAAAAUCGGAUAAAAUAUUCUUCAUGUGUUACCUCUGCGACAAACAAUUCGUAUCAAAAGUUAUUUUAAAAGAGCACAUGCAUUCGCACGAGGAAGUUCGUAAGACGCUGUCCCUGAAGAAGACCCCGGAGAAGUCUCAGAAGGUACAGACACCCAGUGGCAAGUCCCAGCCAUCUGGGAAGAAAGCCAAUAAGUGUCCCUACUGCGGGAAAGAAUAUCUCUAUGUAAUUUCGUUCAGUAAACACAUCAAGCAACACGAGAAGAAUGACGACGAGUUGAGGCACACGUCGAAUAUCGAAGAUGACUCGGGCUCUGAUGGUUUUGACAACACAGACACCUUCGAGGUGAUCCACGACGAUAGACCAGACUCCCCGGAUCACCACGAUCAUCCCACAAUCGAAGGAUUGGAUUCAUCACAAGAAAUUCUCUCCUGCACGAAAUGCCACGAGAAAUUUCCAUCGAAGACAGAUCUCCAACGUCACAUGCACCAUCACAAUCAAACAGAAACCGAAAGAUGCAAUAUUUGCUCGUUAGAAUUUGAUUCCUUAGAAAAAUUGAAGGACCAUCGGUCCACCCACGUGAUGGAGGGCGUCCUCACGGAACAAGAUCUUCGAGACGAGCUGUCCAACAUUUGUACAAAAGAGUACACAGAGAAAUCCAACAAGGUAGACCCAAAUGACAAGGACUUGAAGUGUCGAAGUUGCUCCAUGACGUUCAUGUCGAAAAAACUCCUCAUGAAACACCGGGAUUCCCACGAACGCACGAAAUACAGAUGUAAGCUCUGCACUCAAGAAUUCACGAAGAAAGAUCACUUGAGAAAACAUGCGGAGCAGCACUCGAGGGUGAAGUCCUUCAAGUGCACUCAGUGCACCAAAGUCUUUGGUAAUGAGCUCACCCUUCGAAAUCAUUUAAUCGCGACUAAUCACAAGACGAUACACCAGGGGGAGGAGUACGAUCCCAAUAAAAGGAUAAAGCGUGUGGCAGCCAAAGCUGCUCAGAAGAUCAUAGAUAAAAUUAAGACGGAGGAUGGACUGGAGGAUUCCGAUCAGGAAGAUACUGAAGACUUCAGUGAAGAUCAGAGAUCUUCCAGAGAUGACAAGUCCAAACGAACCAAUCGAACGGACUUGGAGUGCGCCACAUGUGGCAAGAGAUGCAGCUCCAAACAGUAUCUUCUGCGUCACAUGGAGCUCCACUCAAAGGACGAGAAAUCGGAUUACAAUCAGUCCAAGGCCAAACAGAACGAUCUGAGCUCAUUCCAGAGAACCUGCGGAACUGGAUUCGACAGAGAAUUCGACGAUAACUCUGACGAUGAUUUUGAGAGUGGACUGGACUGGCCAAUGGACACUCAUGAGUGCACCACCUGCAAGAAACGGUACAGUACGAAAAAAUCAUUACUCCGACAUCAACUGCUGCAUGAAGAGCCGAAUUUCGAAUGCGACAUCUGCAACGUAAAGUUCUAUCGAAAGGACAAACUCAAGGCUCAUUACGACAAGUGCUCUGAGAAAAAUCCAGAUCAAGUAAGAAAAUGCAAUAUCUGCGGGGACACAUUCGAGAACAAUGAUAUCCUGAAGGAGCAUCGAGCCAAGCACGUGGACGAGGGAAUUCUCACCGAGGAAGACCUGCGUGAAUUAGAGCCUAGCAGUGAUGAUCGUAAAUCGGGUGAAAAAAUCGCGAGAAAACGUAGAACAGACAUCGUUGGACUAGAAUGCACCGAGUGCAAUAAACAAUACACCUCUCGAAAAGGAUUGUUGAGGCACAUUCAGGUGCACGAGGGAAAAAAAUACCUGUGCGACAUCUGCCCGAAGAAGUUCUACCGUCGUGAGCAUUUAAAAAUUCACGUGGCAAAACACAACAUGGUAAAACCGUACAAGUGCACUAGGUGCUCUAAGCGAUUCAUCAAAGAGGAGCAAUUAGCAGCGCACCUCACUAAACACGAGAGAACAUUCAAGAAAAACAAGGAGACUGAUUCCACCUCGAAGAGAUUCCUCUGCGAAAUUUGCUCCAAGAGUUUUACGCAGUCGACAACACUUGUCGCUCAUCUGCGAGCGCACAAUGGUAUCAAGCCUUAUGUGUGUGAAGUUUGUGCGAGGCCUUUUACGACAAAUGCAUACCUCAAGAUGCACAUGAGAACGCACACCCAGGAGAGGCCCUACAGCUGUCAGUACUGUGCAAGGGCUUUUGCCAGGGCUGACACUCUUGCUAAUCAUUUGACGUCACACACCGGUGAGGCGAAGUACCACUGUAAAUACUGUCCCAAGAAUUUCAGGAGAUUGAAGUCCCUCAAGGAACAUGUCUUCAUUCACACUGGACAGAGACCCUAUGCCUGCCCAACCUGUGACCGAAGGUUCAAUAAUAACGGGAGCAGGUAUGCCCACUCGAAGAGGUGUAAGCAGAAUUUACUGCAGAAUCAGGCAAGGCAGGGACAGGCACAGGUGCAAGCUCAGGAGAUUCAGGCAGUUGUUAUUGAUAAUCAAGGGGUUCAGGAGAUUCAUGAAGUCCAGCAGGUGCAAACUGUUCAGCAGGUACAGACUGUACAACAGAUUCAAACUGUUCAGCAGGUGCAGCAAGUACAGCAAGUGCAGCAAGUGCAGCAGGUGCAGAUUCAACAGCAGAGCCAGGGGCAGACUAUCAGGCUGGCUCAGGCUGUUGGUCCUACCAUGCAGGUUGUGCAGAAUAAAAAUAUCAAAACCAUUACCAUCACCAGGCAGCCUGAUCAAGUUGGUCAUCAGGUUAUUCAGCAUCAGGAGAUUCUCAUGCCGUUAAUUUUACCCCUGACUGUUACACUCACUGAUGUUGAUGAGGAGGUGAUACUACCGGAGGGAACUAAAAUUUUUACGACUACGUAGUAGUGAUCAGGGGGGAGGGGUGUAGGGGCAGGUGGUUAUGGAAGACAGGGUGGAGGUUGAAAGGCUUUAUAGUGAUCAUGUGCCAUUUUUUCGGUGAGAAUUUUUUUGGUGAUUUUGAGCUGUGGAGGUUGACUCUGCGGGCUUGGAGUUAUUGAAGAGCGAAUGGAAGUCGAUUGGUUUGAAAAAAAAGGCUUCGAUAUCCGUUGAUUAUUUCACUCCACUACAUAAAUCUUUGUGUAUAGGACUGUAAGGGUAAAUUCGUGGAUCAAAUGAAGACUUUUGAUAUUUGUGGACAUGUUUUAUCGUCGGCUUUGUGUAUAAUACGUUACAUAAGAAAAUUAUUUUUUCAUGGAAUAUAUAUCGUAAUGAAAUGGGAGAGAAGUGCGGAAUAUUAUAAUUUUUUCGGAAUAUUGAGAAUUCAAUCUGUGAAAUAUUUUGGUUCUGAGAGAUUUUGGGGAAUUGAUCGGUGAAGGACUGCGAGGGGAGGAUUAAUUUUUUGAGGGGUCAGUCAUGAAGAGGGAAUUCGUAUUCAAUUAUCGAGUUUGUCGAUAUGUUCGAGUGAUUGGACAAUUUGUACUUGUGGAUUCUCAUUUUCCAGCGGUUUCUCUUUUCAUUUUUUCAAUCAUUUGGAGAAGACGGCGAAGAGGUAGUUAUAGGAUUAUUAAGGCGAUACUUCUUUCCAUUUUUAAUGUACAUAAUGAUUAUAGUGUGAAUAAAUGAAACUUUGUAGCGUUUAAACAAUUUAAAAAUUUUUUUACUCCACUUUAACACGCCACAGGAAUUUUCAAAAAUUGACAAUUUAAUCGAUCGAAUUGCAAACCAAAAUUUCAAUUCCCAGAAAUCUAAUAAAAACCCGUUUAAAUCCCCUUCCACCCAGACCUGCGCAACAAGGUGCCCCCCACUCUGGUCCAAUCAGAUGUUCGAUAAAAAAUUUUCCCGCGUAUGUGUGACUUAAAAACAAUGGAAAACACCUGUGGCUGUGACCGAAAAGGUCAAUCACCCCCAGACAGCCCGACCACCCCCAAACCCCAUGGAACCACUGGAAUAUUAAUUAAAAAAUCCCUGCAACAUUAAAAAUCAGUGACUUUAUGUAUAUGUUGACAUAACGGUUUUCCAUGUGUGAGUGUAACCGUCGUGGGGGCCGAUGUGAGUGCUCCAUUCCGCGCUCUCAACUUUCCUCCUGUACCCUCGAAAAUCCCUCGUCUUUUUCACCUUACGUAAUCAAAAAA